UGUGUAUGCUAUGCUGCUGCGCGCCGAGCGAGCAGGCCACAGAGAGCACAGCCAGAGUAUCUCAGUUCGCGUUUGUUGCCCGUGAAGGAUGCCUUCUGUCAACCCCAAACUUGAAAAACAGGCCUCGACGGAGUCCGCGGACCCGAUACGGCAGGCCAUCAUCGUGAUCGAGCACAAGAUCCGCAAUCUCGAGAAGCGCAAGGGAAAACUCGAGACAUACCGGGAGACCGUCAGUCGUGGCGGUGAACUUCAACCGGAGCAAAAGACAGCGGUCGCCAAGUAUGACGAGGUGCAGCAGACCCUCGAGAUAACGCGCGAGCUUUACAAGCAGAUCAUCGGCAUCAACAAUGACUAUGCCAAACAACAAAAGAAGAUCGCGCGCAAGGAGGCGCUGGAGCGCGUGCAGCAGGACAUCGCCAAGGUCAAGGAGGUUCUUUUGAUCCAAGACACCAUGACGAAUUUGGGCUUUGAUGGCGCCAGAAAGGAUUUCCUCGCUGGUUCCAAUGGUGCUGUCAAGAUCAGUGAAGAAGACCUGAAACUUUUGGAUGAUUUGUACUCCGAGCUGCAGCUCAAGCACGAUCGUCUGGAAACUCAGCCUUCCUACAUCGCUCAAGCUCAGAAGAUCGCAGAGCACUUUGUCCAUAUUGUUGAUGGCAAGCAGCGCGAAGUUGUUGGCACCACCUAUGCCAGAAUCAAGGAAAUCAUAAAUUCUGUCCAUGAAUGUGGUUACUUUGAUCGUGUGCAGGCUGUGGAGAAAGAAGUUGAGGAAGUCACGCAGGAUGUGGCUGAGACUUCAAUUGCCGAUGCCCAGCCAAGCAUGGUCGAACCACCGCAACAACAACAACAGCAACAGCAGCAGCAGCAGCAGCCAGAGGAAUUUGCUGAAACUAGCAAACCACACAUUCCACAACCCCAACCUGCUGAAGUCAUACCACCAGCCAUUCAAACUUUCCCUGUGCCAGUAGCUGCUAUUCCAGUAGUUUCUGGUGCCGCACCGUUGGCAGCUCCAAUCCCAGUUGUAGCUCCUGCACUCCACACAUUACCUCAAGCAUCAGUGGACUCUUCUUUCUAUACCAGCACUGGAACCUUUGUACCAACUACUCAAGUACCCCCACAAUUCUCGCACCAACAACAGCCCCAGCCUGUGCAAGCUCAGGUUCCACCACAACAACCACAACAGCCACCCAGAAUCAACGAUGUCAUUGGACCGACGACGAACUUCUUCUUUCUCCAGGAAUCGGAACUUGAUACACCAGAGAACAGCCCACCAACAGUUACACAGGUAGUUUCACCUGUAGUCUCGCACAUUCCUCCAGCGGCUACGGUCGUAGCUGCUGCUGUCUCUCUAAAUGCUCCAAUUCCCACGCAGACCUUCACAAACCAGUCAUUUGCUGCGCACGUCGUAACUACUACACAUCCGCAGGUGAUUUAUCAACAACAGCCACCAGCAGAAAUCGCACCACGUCUGCCCAGUUUUGGUUCAGCGGCAGCAGCACUCCCCCAGCAGCAGCCUCAGCCAAUGCCAAUAUCCAUUCCAACCAAUGUGCAGUUCACUCAACAACCCAACCAGUCGUAUGAGCCAACAACUAUCAACGAGUCAGCUCCUCAAGAAAAAGAAGACACUAAUGAGUUCUCCAUGGUAUACGUAAAUGAAUCGGACGUCGUCGUGAACAAAUUCGUCGAUUUCGGUGCAGAGAAGAAGCAGUUCGAGGAUGUUCUUCAUAUUCACAUUGAAGAAACGGAGAAAUUGCACCAGCAAUCACAAAUGCAAAACCCCGAAACAAGUUGGGCUGAGCAAGCUCAGCGUACAAACAACAUCAGCAGUGGUAACAAUAACGCUAACAACGGUAAUAACGGCGGAGGAUACAGAGGCCGUGGCAGAGGAAGGGGUAAUUCAAACGGCUAUGGUAACAAUCGUGGACGCGGAAGUUAUCAACAAAACGGUCAGAGAGGUAACGGCUCGUACUAUCGCAACAAUGACAACAAUUAUCAACAAAACGGCUACCAACAACGCAACAACUGGCAACAGUCUGGCGAGAACAACGGCAGCAACAACGGUGGAAGCGUUAGCGGCGGCGGCAACAACGGAGGUGGAUACCCGUUCAAGCGCACGUCGAGCAACAACGCGUCGCGAGGAGGUGCACCCGGCGGUGGACCACGCAACAACACCGGCGAGCGCUCCGCCAUGGAUCGUCGCUCGGGCAACCAGGGCCAGGGACAGUACCGCACGGGUGGCGGCAACAAUCAGCGAGGCGGCCAGGGCGGCGCCAAUCGCAUGAACUACUCUAACCGAAACAAGACUCAACAAGCGCAAAACUAAGAAGGGCAAAGAAGAAACCCAAUCUAAGCCCCUCUAAGGAAUGUCUAGAUUGGAGUUUAAGAUCUAAGUAACAUAUAUUAAUACACUUUUUGAAUUUACCAUCGAGCGAACUGAGAAAAAAACCUACAAUCAAUGUUAUGCUUUUCAACGAAUUCAAUUCACGGUUAAUUUUGAAUUUUAUCCAAGUUAAGCGGGAGAGCUAAGAGGGAGAGAGAGAAAAGAGAGAGAGAAUACAAAAAAAAACCCAGAGCUGCGUUGAGCGUUGUCCGUUGUAGAAAUAUUUGUAUUAAAUAUAUGAACUAACACGUGUAUAUAUAUUUAUACUAGAAAUCUCGCGCGAUAUGCGAGUGAUUAUCUGCUACUUGUAACUGUGUAGAAAUACACUUGACUAAUUCUUAAAUAAAAUCGGUUUAAGAAUCGAGUGGA
Molecule: messenger RNA, 2746 nt
Organism: Trichogramma pretiosum
Lineage: Eukaryota; Metazoa; Arthropoda; Insecta; Hymenoptera; Trichogrammatidae
Gene: Capr
Product: caprin homolog
Exons: 5
Coding region: 89-2320 (743 amino acids)
Cellular component (GO): cytoplasm
Molecular function (GO): RNA binding
Source: RefSeq, a predicted model, not a curated record